CAGCGCCAAGAUACACGGCUGAUCCCUGGCCGAAACCACGAAAUCCAGACACGAUGCUUCCGUCGCCAUCCCCUCCCACCCUUUGCACUCUCGUCUCCUCCCACUCCGGCCACCCCUCCCAUUCGCGACGUCUAUCCCAAAUCCUACGUAGCUCCAAUCCCAACGCGCCGAGCUUCCCAAAGCCCAACCCCGACCCACCUCCGCCGCCACCGCGCCGUCUGCACGGGGAAGACCGCCGCCUGAGCUCGCUCGUCCACCGCGGCGAACUCGACGCGGCGCUCCGCGUCGUCGAGUCCUCGCUCUGCCCGCCCGACGUUGCGCUUGCCAACAGGCUCGUGCGCGACCUCUGCCGCCGCGGCCGCCCCGCGGAUGCGGCGCGCGUCGUCGAGGCGUGCGGCUCCGCGGCCACCGCUGUCACAUACAGCGCCCUCGCCGACGGAUACUGCCGCGUGGGGAGGCUCGACGAGGCGCGCCGCGUCGUGGACGGCAUGCCCGUGCUGCCAAGCGCGUACGCCUACAACCCGCUCAUGCACGCGCUGUGUGUGCGCGGCCAGGUCAGGGACGCGCUCGUGUUGCUCGACAAUAUGCUCUACCGGGGGUGCGCCCCUGACGUCGUCACCUAUAACAUCCUCCUCGAAGCAGCGUGUAAGGGUAGAGGUUACCGGCAGGCCAUGGAGCUGAUCGAUCUGAUGCGCGUGGAGGGUUGCACGCCAACCAAUGUCACAUACAAUGUUAUCAUGGAUGGUAUGUGCAGAGAAGGCGAUGUGGACUAUGCUCGCGAGUUAUUGAACAGCUUGCCUUCUUACGGGUGCACGCCGAACACUGUCAACUACAACACUGUCUUGAAAGGUUUGCGUACCGCUGGGCGGUGGGAGGAUGUUGAGGAGCUUAUAGCUGAGAUGUUCAGCGAGAAUUGUCCCCCGAGUGAAGCAACUCUCAGUGUGGUCAUCAGCUCCUUGUGUCAAGAAGGAUUGUUCCAGCGGGCGAUUCGGCUUCUCGAGAAAAUGUCAAAGCAUGAUUGCACUGCAAAUAUUGUUACCUACAAUGCUGUCGUUAGUGGGCUCUGUGAGCAAGGCCAUGUGGAUGGUGCCUUGUAUUUACUAAGCAACAUGCAAACCGAUGGUUGUAAACCUAAUAUCUUCACGUAUAACAUUCUAGUGAAGGGUCUGUGCAAUGCUGAGCGAUGGGAGGAUGCUGAGGACUUAAUGGCUAAGAUGAGCCAAACUGAUUGCCUCCCAGAUAUUUUGACAUUCAAUACAAUAAUUGGUUUCUUGUGUCAAAAGGGGUUGACGAUGCAGGCUGUUGAAGUAUUUAAGCAAAUGCCCGAGAAAGGCUGUUGUCCCAAUUCAGUCACUUACAGUUCAGUAAUAGAAGGGCUUGCCAAAACUGGCAAGAUGGAACAAUCCCUCGAGUUAUUGAAUGAAAUGGGCAGCAAAGGAUUCAACCCAGAGAUAAAUUAUCAUCUGUUAGCUGAGUGUCUGAAUGAAGAGGAUAAACUUGUGGAGGCGAUCCAGAUGGUUCAUAAACUGCAAGAUACAGGCAUAUCACCCCAAGCUGUUCUCUACAACACAAUACUCCUAGGGCUUUGCAGAAAUGGCAAAACUGAUCAAGCCAUUGACAUUUUGUCUAAUAUGGUGUCUGAUGGUUGCAUGCCUGAUGAAUCCACGUACAGUAUACUCAUUCAAGGUUUGGCACAUGAGGGCUAUAUGAAGGAGGCUAGAGAAUUGUUAAGUACAUUGAGUUCUAGAGAUGUUAUCGUUGACAAUUUGAUCAAGAAUGAUGCUUCACUGUUAGAUCAAAGUAUUCACACUUCUUAAGUUAUGUUGAUGUCCAGGCUAGCUUGUGCGUUUAACUUUGUUAUGUCAUAGCAAUGGAGUAGGAGAGAGCUCUGCUUCAGUUUUGUUGAUAUGGUUCACGGUGCAGGGCUCCAGGCCAUUGAAGUACUUGACUUGAGCAGAUGACCGAGAAAGGCUGCCCUCCUAAUUCCAUUACUCACAGUACAGUAAUAGAUGAUAAAAUUUACCAAGAAAGAUAAAAUCUAAUCUUCCAGGCUGAGUGUCUGCAGGAAGAGGAUAAAACUGUCAAGGCACUUCAUUUGGUCUGCGAACUGCAAGAUACUGGCAAAUCACAGUAUACUUAUUGAAGCUUUGACACUUGAGGACUAUCUGAAUGAGUCAGGAUUAUUGCUAAACAAGUUGCUCUAGAGAUUUUCUCAUGGACAACUUGAUCAAGGGUGAAGCUUUCUUAUUGCACCUAAAUGUCAACAAUUCUUGAGUCGUGAUGAGGUCAUGGAGUCUUAUUGAUAUGUAAGUGCUGUGUACUUCAGCCAUAUCGUACUUAAGACCUUAGUUCUCCAUGUUCCGUAGUUCUUUGGGGAACAAUCAGCAAUAAAACUCAAAUUACAGAAUCCCACUGUUAGAAUUUUGACCAUAAAACAGAUUAUUUUAGCUUUCAGUA
Molecule: messenger RNA, 2457 nt
Organism: Brachypodium distachyon (stiff brome)
Lineage: Eukaryota; Viridiplantae; Streptophyta; Magnoliopsida; Poales; Poaceae
Product: pentatricopeptide repeat-containing protein At1g09900
Exons: 3
Coding region: 54-1817 (587 amino acids)
Molecular function (GO): protein binding
Source: RefSeq, a predicted model, not a curated record